Frankliniella occidentalis (western flower thrips) is the source of this 2877-nucleotide messenger RNA. It is a transcript of the gene Pitslre, whose product is annotated as cyclin-dependent kinase 11B. The coding region runs from base 209 to 2779 and encodes 856 amino acids. The record is from RefSeq and is a predicted model, not a curated record. The transcript is spliced from 15 exons. Gene Ontology annotation, biological process: protein phosphorylation; regulation of mitotic cell cycle. Lineage: Eukaryota; Metazoa; Arthropoda; Insecta; Thysanoptera; Thripidae. Gene Ontology annotation, molecular function: cyclin-dependent protein serine/threonine kinase activity; ATP binding. Gene Ontology annotation, cellular component: nucleus.
ACAUUUCAUAAACAAAACACUGUGCGUUCCAAAAACGUUAUCUAAGUUUAUACUAUUUUUUCUAGAAAAACACUGUACUCCCGUUUUGGGAUUUUACAAAGUUGCUUCCUUUGGAUAUGUUGUCAGUGAUAACAUUGAUUUCAUGAGUAGCUAGGACUGGUUACGUGACUUUUGCUUCAACUUAGUCUGCACGCAUACUUUUGCAAUCAUGUCGGACUCCGAUUCGAUGGAUUAUCAAAGCGAGGAUGGAGAAAUCAAGAUCCAGAAAAGCCCUCUGGGAAAAGACAAACAUAAUGAUGAACUUCCAUUCAGCUUAUCAGACGAGGAUGCUGAGGACACCGCUGAUUCACUUGAUAUUAAACCUCCCCAAGCCAAUGUUCAUCCGCUGAAAGCUCGUAGUCACAGAGAAAAACGAAGUCAUAGAGAAAAGGAGCGGCGUGCUUAUGGCCAUCAGAGCCACACUCGAACUGAAGAAAGACCUCACAAGAAGGGCCAUCACAGAAGUAGAGAAGAACGCCACAGAGAAAGGAGAGAGGAGCGUCACCGUGAACGAGAAAAACGCCACCAUAGAGACAAGCAUGGUGUUGCUAUUGAAGCCAAGAGAGAGCGUUUGGAGUAUGGAAUGGAGGAAAUAAGACAUCGCGAUGACAGUGCCUUCCGCAACCAUAGAGAGGAACCAGCUCGUGCUUCAUACAGAGAUGCUGUGGAGGGACGUAGAGCUGAGCCAAGGGAUGUUCACAGUUCCAGAGAACUGCGUGAUCCAAGGGAAGCUCGAGAUACGCGAGAAAUCAGGGAGAUCCGUGAAGUAAGAGAUUCUAGGGAGUAUAGAGAAAUCAGGGAAAGAGAAAGAACUGAGAGACGAGAAGAUCAAAGCAGAGAAAGAAGUCAUAAAGAAAAGAUGCCUGCUGAUCGGAAACCAGAAGAUUUGCGAGAUAGAAUACUGGAUCGUAGAAGGGAUGGUGAUACACAUCACCAUGACAGAGAGAGGCACAAACGGGAAAGGCGGGAAGCUCAACUUCUUGAACAACAAAGACUAGAACGGCAGCAGCUCACUGUGCAGGAGCAAUCUUUACCGCCUCCCAUCAGGGAAACACCUCAAGAACGUGCUGAGCGAGAAGAAAGGGAAAGUCGUAGGUUGAAAUUACUUGAAGCAGAGCGGGAAAUGGUGCGACAAAAGGAGGUUUAUAAAAGGGAGUUAGAGGCUAGGAGGGCCAGAAGACAAGUGGAAGAAGAAAAAGAACGUGCUAUGGAAAAUAUUGUUAUGAAACGGGAACGCAGCCGUAGUAGAGAAAGAAGACAAUUAAUUGAUGAUGAUGCUGCUGUGGUUCUGUCAGGAGCAUCUGAAGAUGAAUUACAAGAUGAUGGAGACGAUGAUAUGAAUUUAAGUCAGUUGAAGAGAAUUGGUGACCAAGAGAGUGGUAGUGCAGGCAGUGAUGGUUCAAGUAGCUCUUCAAGUGAAGGUGAUGACAGUGAUGACACAGAAAGUGAUAAAAGAGCUUCUGAUGCUGAAGGGGAAGCAGUCCCAAAGAAUAAUGGCACAGAGGAAAUUAGUAAUGCCGCUCCAACAGAAAAUGGAACAGCAUCUUCUCCUCCUCUUGAGCCUGUAGAAGAUGAUGGAUUCAGUAGUCUUCCACCCUAUUACCCUGCAACACAAGGCUGUCGUUCAGUGGAGGAAUUUUUCUGUCUUAACAGGAUAGAGGAGGGUACAUAUGGUGUGGUAUACAGGGCAAAAGAAAAACGAUCUGGAGAAAUUGUUGCUCUUAAAAGACUUAAAAUGGAAAAGGAAAAGGAAGGCUUUCCUAUCACAUCCUUACGAGAAAUCAACACACUACUUAAGGCUCAACAUAAAAACAUAGUAACUGUUCGAGAAAUUGUUGUAGGGUCCAACAUGGACAAGAUUUUUAUAGUGAUGGACUAUGUUGCCCAUGAUUUAAAAUCUCUAAUGGAGACAAUGAGACACAAAAAACAAGUAUUCCUUCCAGGAGAAGUGAAAUGCCUAAUGCAACAACUGCUCAGUGCUGUUCUCCAUUUACAUGACAAUUGGAUAUUACAUAGGGAUCUCAAAACAUCAAAUCUUCUUCUAAGUCAUGAAGGAGUUCUGAAAGUUGGAGAUUUUGGAUUGGCAAGAGAAUAUGGGUCACCUCUGAGAUCAUACACUCCAGUAGUUGUUACACUGUGGUACAGAUCACCAGAACUAUUGUUGUGUGCGAAGGAGUAUUCUACGCCUGUUGACAUGUGGUCUGUUGGAUGUAUAUUUGCUGAGUUUCUUCUAAUGGAAGCACUCUUGCCUGGUAAAUCAGAAACAGAUCAGCUGAUGCGUAUUUUUAAAGAAUUGGGUACUCCUAAUGAAGAUAUCUGGCCGGGCUUUAGCCUGCUUCCAACUGUUCAGAAAUGCAACUUUGCUGAGUACCCUGUCAAUAGCUUGAGGAACAGGUUUGCUAGUAUGCUGUCAGAACUUGGAAUGAACCUCCUAAACAAGUUUUUAACCUACGAUCCUGCUCAAAGAAUUACAGCUGGUGAUGCAUUAGCGCAUAAUUAUUUUGAAGAAGUGCCUAAGGCAAUUGAUCCUGCCAUGUUCCCUACUUGGCCAGCCAAAAGUGAACUGGUUCAUCGUAAAGCUGCCAGUCCCAAACCUCCAUCAGGUGGUAAAGCCUACAAACAAUUGGUUAGUGGAGUUAAAGAUGAAGAUGAAGAGGACUUAGCAGCUAAGGGCUUCCACAUGGGAACCAUCCAACAGGAAAGAACAAGACUGGGAGCAGGAUUUAGUUUAAAGUUUUAAUUACUAGGAAAGGACUUUGAAUGAAAUAAAAUAAAUCUAGUAUAAGUUCAGUUUGUAGAUAUUUAAAAAAGUAAAAUAAACACAUAUUCUUCUGGUAA